Molecule: messenger RNA, 915 nt
Organism: Ostreococcus tauri
Lineage: Eukaryota; Viridiplantae; Chlorophyta; Mamiellophyceae; Mamiellales; Bathycoccaceae
Product: Adenylate kinase
Exons: 1
Coding region: 1-915 (304 amino acids)
Biological process (GO): nucleoside triphosphate biosynthetic process
Cellular component (GO): cytoplasm
Molecular function (GO): ATP binding; nucleoside diphosphate kinase activity; AMP kinase activity
Source: RefSeq, a predicted model, not a curated record
AUGAUCACCGCGCGCGCGCCUGUGGUGGCGCCCGCGUCGUCGCGCGCGCGCGCGCGAGGGGGGCGCGGCGACGCGCGAGGGCGGUGCGAAGGGGUCGCGCGCGGGGUCGCGCCGCGCCUGGGACCGAGCGAACUCGCGCAGGUGAGCGCGAAGACGACGGUGGUGGGGACGCCGGCGACGCCGCGCGCGACGCCGCCGGCGACGGUGAUCGGUGCCGGCGUCGCCGUCGCCGCGCUCGGCGUCGCGCUCGCGGCGAAGAAGGCGACGACGGACGCGCCCGCGCUCGCGAAGAAGCAAAAGAGGAUCGUCAUCGCGGGCGCCCCGGCGAGUGGGAAGGGGACGCAGUGCGAGAUGAUUGUGAAAAAGUUUGGUCUCACGCACAUCUCCGCCGGUGAUCUCCUCCGCGCCGCGGUCGCCGCGGGCACGGAGGCGGGGAAGAAGGCGAAGGAGUACAUGGACCGAGGGGACUUGGUGCCGAACGACGUCGUCGUCACCAUGGUGAAGGAUCGCCUCGCGCAACCGGACUGCGCCAAGGGGUGGUUAUUGGACGGUUAUCCGAGAAGCGAAGAGCAAGCCCAGGCGCUGAUCGAGAGCGGGAUCAAUCCAGAUCUUUUCCUGUUGCUCGACGUUCCAGAUGAAAUUUUAAUCGACCGCGUCGUCGGCCGCCGCUUGGAUCCAGUGGACGGCACGAUUUACCACAUGACUUUCUUCCCGCCGCCGACGCCGGAAAUUGCGGCGCGCUUGACCCAACGCAGCGACGAUACCGAGGAGAAGGCGGCGAACCGUUUGGCGGUUCACCACCGCAACGUGGACGCCGUCGUCGGCAAGUACGCGAACAUCAUGAAGAAUGUCGACGGUAACCGAGCCAAGCAAGACGUCUUCAAGGACAUCGAGCGACUUAUUAAGGCUAUGUGA